GUCACUUGGCCUUUGAAUUUGUAAAAGUGAAAGUCGGACAAAAAACUAAAAAAAUCCCUUUUGGCUUAACGAUAUUUAUUUCAGGCCCAAAAAAAUAUUUAAAAAAAUAACCCAACCAAGCAAUUGACAUUUGAAAAGGACAACAUGUUUCCGGAUCAGUACGACGCAACGCCUUUUAAUCCUUUUAAUGUGGGUCCUGCCAACAGCGGAGCCCCACCCGAGUUCCAAAUUCCCACCAGUGUUACAUAUCCGCCACCGGUUUUCCUAGCCAAGCCGGAAUAUGUGAAGGCGGCCAAGGAACAGGCUGACCUGAUGUCAGGAUCAAAAGGCACCAUCAAGGCGACAAAGUCCACGCACGGCGAGGUGGCCAUUUCGAAGGCCAUCAAGGAUGAGAUGACCGUGGCCAAGAAGCAGGCGGCGGCAAUUCAUGAAACAGAUCGCAUCGACGCAGACGUAAAGGUCAAGAUUAAGCAACCCGCCAAGUCUAAGAAGAUGGAAUCGAAGACCUCAAUUCGAACUUUGCUGCCGGUGAGAGCUAAUCGCCUGGUAAGCGGAGCGAAAACUGACCAAACCAAAAAAGCCACCUCGGUUUCGAGUGUGGCUGCCAAGCAGCGCAAAUCAUCAAAAGUCGAAAUUGCGGCCAAGGCCUCCAAAAUAUCAAGCAAACUUGACACAAAGUCACUCAAGCCCUUUGAGCCUGCAAAAAUGUCCUUCACCUCUGUGAAAUCAAAUGUAUCAGAAACAUCCACCCAGGAGAGCUCUACCUCUAAGCAAUCCUUAACAUCAGAUAAAUCGGAGUCGGAGUCGUCUCAGACUACCGUAAAAUCGAGUAAACCAGCUGAGGACACCAAGGAAGCCACCUCCAAAGUGUCAGUGAAGUCGCAGAAACCUGUGAAGGAAGAACGCAACACUCUGCUGUCCGAGACGUCCUUGUCCUAUGGAAAACCCUUGACCGAGCAGGCUGCAGAUCUGGCAUAUCGCUUGAACUCUGGUAAUGAAAACUAUCGGCGCUACAAUUCGGUGGCUCGCAACCACUCUACCACCGUUCCACAGAAACAGUCUGAAGGCGACCGAAUGUCAUUCUGGUUCAGCGAUGCAGUGCUCUCUUAGGGAUUCACCAAAAAGGUCGGCAUUAAUAUAUGCCAGUAUUUAAUGACAAUUGCUUGCUGUUGAGUUAAACCGAAAAAAUAAAAACGGAAAUUAGCAGUUUAAACAUUCA
Messenger RNA from Drosophila serrata, 1219 nucleotides. RefSeq lists its product as uncharacterized. The record is from RefSeq and is a predicted model, not a curated record. NCBI's taxonomy places the organism in Eukaryota, Metazoa, Arthropoda, Insecta, Diptera, Drosophilidae.